UAAUUUAUACUGUGUUAAAUAACAGAGGAAAUAGCAGCCGUAAUGGAAAAUAUUUUAAGAGAUUGUGCAGAAAAACUUCUAUCCGCCGCUAACAGCAUCGUUUCAGCGCCCUCUGCAAAUUCAACACAAAGUUCAACGCCAGCACCGGUCGUUCCUGCGGAGCCUUCUUCAUCAAGUACAUUUACCCCGGUUAUAACAACUACCACAAAUGUGCCACCAACUCCAACCACAACAUCAUAUACAGCAUUGUUGGAGCAUCGUCGUCUAUUUGGUUAUCGCCCACCAGCAUCUACAAGUAGAAUUGGUAGACAGUCGCAUGUUAUGCGUUCCAGUGCUCGAAACAUGACUGCACCAUAUACGAAAAAAUCAUUAGCAAAAAACACUUUUACUAGGGCAUUCGUUUGCCUAAGCGAAGUGAAUAAGUUCUGUCCUCCAAAUGCCGCAGAAAGAAUUAGACUAAGUCUUUCUGGAUUGGGAGAACAAACGAUAACAUUCUUAAAAGACGGAGACGCAGCGCAUGUGCAUGAAAAGUUCUUGGAAACCUUUCCCAACCUUGUAAAGGGUGGCGGCUAUGAAAUAAUGCGUACGUCAGAUGGAAAUUCUAAAAGAUUGAUCGAUGUCCCUUGCCCUCGUGGUGGAUAUGAUGUUAAGUUUUUGAAAAGUGCUCUUGGGCAGGCAAAAGGGUACUUGAGGCCGCUUCAAAAAGACAUUCAUUUGGAUAAUGUCACAGAAAUGGCACAGGAUUUAGAUUGUUCACCCAAAGUUGCAUGUGUCAAUUGCAAUGAAGAAAUUGUUAUGUCUGCAAUGAGGGAUCAUCAGCAAACAUGUGGUGGUGGUCCAUCUGGGUGUCAACCAACUGUCAGUGAUCGACAUUCAAUCCAAGCUUCAAUAGUUGAUUAUAUGCAGUCAGAUCAUAUUGUGGAUCAAGAGGCAAUAACAAUCUUGAAAAAUAUGUUUCCUGAAACUGAUACUGGUUUACUGAGUACAGCUUGUAUAGAAGCAGUGGGUGAUGUGAAUAAAGCAGUUGACAUUGUGUUAGCCAGAGUGAUGGGUACUUCUCAAGAGGAAGAACAAAGUAAUCAUGCAAUAACAAACACAGCUGUCUCACACACCAUUGAAUUAUUCGAUAGUGAUGACAGUAGCGACGAUGAAGAGUUGAAUCAUUCAAUUGCCUUCCCAUUACCAUCCCAAAACACUGGGAGCACAGACAUUUUAUCCAUACUCAAAAGUCUUGGAAAGAAUUUGAGAGGACCUUACUUGCGAAUUACUACUGAUGCAAAUACCAUGUUAUCUGAUGCUCUAGCCACAUACAAGAAUCCAAAAUUUAAUGGAUCUCGCCCUUUACGAGUGUCAUUCGCUAACCAGCCAGCAAUCGAUACGGGGGGUGUAAGUAGAGAGUUUUUUGACAAGGUGUAUGAAAAAUUAGCUAAUGGUGAUGAUGAAGCUUUUGGGCUGUUCGAAGGACCUCCUACAAAGCUUUUGCCUGCCUACAGCAGUCGCAUUGUUUUCUCAGGCAUUAUGGAAGCUAUUGGGAAAAUGAUCGCACAUUCAAUUUCCCAGUGUGGGAUUGGUUUUUCAAAACUAUCCCCAGCCUGUUACUGGUACAUUGUGUAUGGAGAUAUUAGCAAGGCAAUACCAUAUGCACAGUUAGCAGAUGUUCAUGACCAAGAAGUUGCUGGAUGCCUACAAAAGGUAAUCAAUGCAACUUCCAUCAUGGAUGUUGAUGAUCUGAACAGGGAUGAAACAUUUAUAAACAUUCUUUCUGACAUUGGCAGCACAUCAAUUUUAUCUCUUCAGAACAAGGAUGAAAUUGCCCUAUGCCACUUUGCCUUGAAUAAACGAAAAGUGAGUCUGGAUCAAUUAAAGGAUGGCCUAAAAAUUAAUGGUGUCUUGGAAGCUAUAAUGCAACAUCCUGAAAUAAUGGCACCUUUAUUUCUAUGGAAAGAGGAAUGUAUUAAUGCCGAAUUUGUCAAAAGCAAACUGCGUUUUCCUGAGGGUUGCGGUGAUCAUGUUGUUAAGCACUUACUUCUACAUUUUAUUGAUGAAUGUAGGGAACAAGAGCUGGAAAAUUUUUUGUCCUUUACUACUGGUACUGUCAGUGUAGCUGGCUUAAGAUCAAUUACAGUUAAGUUUGACAAAUCUGAUGGAGAGAUAUUCGCCUCAACUUGCCUAAAGAUGUUACACUUGCCAAAUGAUGUCCAGUUUUAUGAUGAUUUUAAAGAAGCUCUUAAAGCUGUUAUAAUGGAUCAUGGCACCUCAUUUAACACACCAUAAGAGAUAAGAUAUAAGAGAUUAGAUAUGUAUAAUUUACAUUGUUACUUAUCAUU
This is a messenger RNA of Dendronephthya gigantea, 2327 nucleotides long. RefSeq lists its product as uncharacterized. Gene Ontology annotation, molecular function: ubiquitin-protein transferase activity. NCBI's taxonomy places the organism in Eukaryota, Metazoa, Cnidaria, Anthozoa, Malacalcyonacea, Nephtheidae. The coding region runs from base 43 to 2274 and encodes 743 amino acids. The transcript is spliced from 10 exons. The record is from RefSeq and is a predicted model, not a curated record.